Molecule: messenger RNA, 4009 nt
Organism: Gracilinanus agilis (Agile Gracile Mouse Opossum)
Lineage: Eukaryota; Metazoa; Chordata; Mammalia; Didelphimorphia; Didelphidae
Gene: GK
Product: glycerol kinase
Exons: 19
Coding region: 164-1717 (517 amino acids)
Biological process (GO): triglyceride metabolic process; glycerol metabolic process; glycerol-3-phosphate biosynthetic process
Cellular component (GO): mitochondrion
Molecular function (GO): glycerol kinase activity
Source: RefSeq, a predicted model, not a curated record
AGGCUGCUUUCUCCUCAUCUGCCCUGUAGCAGUCUUUGCCUGUCCCUCAGCCGCCGCCACCGCCACCGCCUCCACCUCUCGGGUUCCACUCCCCUAUCCUCGCCCGCCGCCGCUAUCACCCGGGAGACGGACCUCGAGCGCCGGCGGAAUCGGAGCCGGCUUCAUGGCAGCCGUGAAGGCGAACUUGGGGCCGUUGGUGGGGGCCGUUGAUCAGGGCACCAGCUCCACGCGUUUUCUGGUUUUCAAUUCAAAAACAGCUGAACUACUUAGUCAUCAUCAAGUGGAACUAGAGCAGAAGUUCCCUAAAGAAGGAUGGGUGGAACAAGAUCCUAAGGAGAUUCUGCAGUCUGUCUAUGAAUGUAUAGAAAGGACUUGUGAGAAACUUACUGAGUUGAAUAUUGACAUUUCUUCUAUCAAAGCCAUUGGUGUGAGCAAUCAGAGAGAAACUACUAUAAUUUGGGACAAAUACACUGGAGAACCCCUCUACAAUGCUGUUGUGUGGCUUGAUCUAAGAACCCAGGCUACAGUUGAAACUUUAAGUAAAAGAAUUCCAGGAAAUAAUAACUUUGUCAAGUCCAAGACUGGUCUUCCACUUAGCACUUACUUUAGUGCUGUGAAACUUCACUGGAUUUUAGGAAAUGUGAGAAAAGUUAAAAAAGCUGUUGAAGAAGAAAGAGCUCUUUUUGGUACUGUUGAUUCAUGGCUUAUCUGGAGUUUGACAGGAGGGCCUAAUGGAGGUGUCCAUUGUACAGAUGUAACAAAUGCCAGUAGGACAAUGCUUUUCAACAUUCAUUCUUUAGAAUGGGAUGUAGAACUAUGCGAGUUUUUUGAGAUUCCUAUGACAAUACUUCCAAAUAUCCGGAGUUCUUCUGAGAUCUAUGGUCUAAUGAAAAUCUCUCAUAGCCUGAAAGCGGGGGCCUUGGAAGGUGUGCCAUUAUCAGGGUGCUUGGGAGACCAAUCUGCUGCCUUAGUUGGACAAAUGUGUUUCCAAGAUGGACAGGCCAAAAAUACGGGAUCUGUUGCAAUAGCUGGUGCUGUUAUUCGUUGGCUAAGAGACAACCUUGGUAUUUUAAAAACUUCAGAGGAAAUUGAAAAACUUGCUAAAGAGGCGGGCACUUCUUAUGGCUGCUAUUUUGUUCCAGCAUUCUCGGGGUUAUAUGCACCGUACUGGGAGCCUAGUGCAAGAGGGAUUAUUUGUGGCCUUACUCAGUUCACCAGUAAACAGCAUAUUGCUUUUGCUGCAUUAGAAGCUGUUUGUUUCCAAACAAAAGAGAUUUUGGAUGCCAUGAAUAAAGACUGUGGAAUUCCACUCACCCAUUUGCAAGUAGAUGGAGGAAUGACCAACAAUAAAAUUCUCAUGCAACUUCAAGCAGAUAUUCUUUAUAUACCAGUAGUAAAGCCUUCGAUGCCUGAAACAACAGCACUGGGUGCUGCCAUGGCAGCAGGUUCUGCAGAAGGAGUUGGAGUCUGGAGUCUUGAACCUGAAGAUUUAUCAGCUGUCACAAUGGAAAGAUUUGAACCUCAGAUCAAUCCAGAAGAAAGUGAAAUUCGUUUUGCCAUUUGGAAAAAAGCUGUGCAGAAAUCAAUGGGCUGGGCCACAGGACAGUCUUCUCCAAAUGGUGACCCUAAUAUCUUCUGUAGUGUGCCAUUGGGCUUUUUUAUAGUGAGUAGCAUGGUAAUGUUAAUCGGAGCAAGGUACAUCUCAGGUAUUCCAUAAAUACCUGAAUAUAUUCCAUGGACUCCCUUGGAUGCAGUCUUUUUUUAUGUACCAAGAGAAUCUAGCAAUUCUUUAUCCUAUUCUGGUAUACUACCUAAUAGAACUUUAUUUUUAUUUAUAAACCACAUGCUGUAUGACCCAUGGUAUUCCUAUGGGUAAUCUUGCGGUUUGACUGAAAGAAAACAGCAGAAAGAACUAUAGAAACACAUAGUGUAUUUUUUAAAAACGUCAUCAGUUAAGGUUGGGCUGGUCCUUUAAGGAACUGAACAUCCUCGUUAUUUUUAUUAUCUUGCCUUCUUCCCCACCAGGAUCUAGGAACAACUAAGAUUCCAUUUGUGAUGACUUAUCAGCUUUUUCAAUUGUUGAUGAACUAGGAAUUUUAUACUCUGUGCUGCAAGUACUUAAUUAGGAUACUCCUUCUAUGCCACUUUUUAAAAAAAAAAGAAAAAAGGAAGGUGCAUUUUUGUCAUUGGUCCCCAAAGGGCCUCUUUCCUAUGUAAUAGGAAGGAUAAAGGUUGUAUAUUUCAACAAUCCUAAAUUCUAAAAAAGUGGAAAGUUUAAGAAUAGCAUAGUUUAUAUAUUUUCCUAUAAAUUAUUUCACCCUAACUGGAAUUCUUCAAUUACUUAAAUAGUCUCAUCAAUACAACUAAAACUACUUGUAUUUUUGCCUUGAUCGUGUAGGAAAGGACUUUUUUAUUCCUUUUUGUUUCCUUUCCUUUCACCUUACCUUUUGUGUAUAUCUCUGUGUGUGUGUGUGUGUGUUUAACUUUAAAUGCCCAUAAAUUGUACAUAUACAGUGUAGCACCUAAAAAUAAAGAGUAUGUUGUACUCCCUCAGUCAACAUGGGUUCAAGUUUAAGUGGACUACUAUGUACAGGAAUAUUUUAGGGAUAAUGACUAUCUACAUAUAGAAGAGUUGUUAUGUACAUUAAUCUCCAGGAGGUACUUUUUCUUGAAGAGCUAACAAGAGUUAUAAUUGAAAUAUAUAUUCCAUGUCAGCAAAUGAAAAUACACCCUAUUCAGAAUUCAACUAUGUGUCAUACUUUAUUACUUAGGUGUUGUAAUUACAUAAAUGCUGAACAAGUAUUGGUCCAAAUAAAGACUUUUUCUUUUAAACUCAAUUUUAGCUAUAUUGGGAAGCAUUAUUAAUUUUUAAAAACCUGAAGAGAAAAAAAUAAUUUGGGCAUAAAGUCAAAACUUUCAUUACAUCCAAACGUGUUAUUACCAGCUUCACAGAAUAUAAAAAUUUUUACUUUGGAAGACAGAAUUAUCCCUACUUAAUGUCUUUUAAAGGUUUCAUUAGCCUUUCUUGAAGCUAAUUAAAAUCUUCUUAAAAUUAAUUUUAACUGUGUUUCUUCUUUAAUGACAAUGAGAAAAUAUAGACAGUGCAUUUCCAUACAACACAUUUAAUUUAACUAUAUUUUUAUAAUCAAGUACAAUGAAGUCUAAAUAUGUGAUUUUAAAUAAUUUUCGUUAUUAAAAGCACUUUUCCUUCACUGAAUAUGUAUACAGAUUUUUGCAUGUUUGGGGAGAAGGAAGUAAACUUUAGACAAACCUAUGAUUCUUAAAUGUACUUUUUUGUGCAAAAUUUUUUUCUUGUAAAUAGUAUCUAAAAUAUUAAGUGAUAAUCUAAUAGGCAAGACUUCUUUUUUAUGUUUGUAUUGAGAUUAUUUGCAAAAUAGCAUAAAAAAGAAGCCAACCAAUAAAAUGUGAAUUUCUUUUUCACAAUAUUUUCUGUAUCUGAAUAUUGACUAGUUACUGGUGUGUGGCCAAUAUGUUUCCCAUUGUAAUUAGGUGAUCUUGAACAGUUACAACCCAUGUGAAAAAUUUUCUCAAGUUAGUUUACUUGUUGCUAAAUAGUACCUCUCAAUAAUUUCAUCAAUUGAAGCAGAAAACAAAGGUUUUGAAAAUCGAAUGUAGAAAUAAUUUCAUUAUCUUACCUUUUAAAAAUUGUUGGUACUCAUCUGUAAUUCUGAUCAUGCUAUUUUCCCCAUCUUUUUAACUUGUUACUUUGAUUGUAAUGAUUCUAGUUGACAGGUAAUAUAAUUUAUGCUAUUAUAAUAAGUUAUUGAAAUUAGCAUUUUGGGGAAAUGGGAAGAGGGAAAGAUACUUUAACACAGUUACAUUUCUGCCAAGGUAGGUUGAAUUAAUUGUAAAUAAUAAUGGAAAACACUGUUCAAAUUAUUUUUAGCAUCUUGUGAAUUUUUCUAUGAAUUACAUGAUUUAUAAUUUCUAUUUGAGAUUGUACACAAUGACAUCAAAAUAUGAUUAAUAAAUUUACUUUUAAAAAUUG